UCGGAUCCUGAUCUAUCACGUUCAACAAGCUCAUCUACCAACCCAGCAAACUAAAACCGCACUUCCCAAGCAAACAAUUCCCGGACAAGACAUUGCUCAAAUGGCGUCCCAGCUGGUCGAGAGCCACCGCGCCGGCGCCGAGGUCCUCAGGGAGCACGAUGUCUGCAAGAAGAAGACCGUCGAGCUUCUCGAAGACCUCGGCCUCCCGAAAGGCAUCUUUCCUAUGGACGACAUGGAGGAGGUCGGGUACAACCAUCAGAGUGGGUUCGUAUGGAUACUUCAGAAGAAGAAGAAAGAGCACACAUUCAAGAAGAUCAACCAGACCGUCUCCUACGACACCGAGGUGACUGCUUUUGUGGAGAAGGGCAAGAUCAAGAAGGUCACUGGGGUCAAGAUCGAGGUGUCUUUGGUUGAGGUCCAUGUGGAUGAGUCUUCUGCUGAUAAGGUUACCAUCAAGACUGACACCGGUCUGUCUGACACCCAUGAUGCGGCCGUGUUCGCUCUUGGAGAAUAG
This is a messenger RNA of Triticum aestivum (bread wheat), 514 nucleotides long. RefSeq lists its product as uncharacterized. The coding region runs from base 101 to 514 and encodes 137 amino acids. NCBI's taxonomy places the organism in Eukaryota, Viridiplantae, Streptophyta, Magnoliopsida, Poales, Poaceae. The transcript has a single exon. The record is from RefSeq and is a predicted model, not a curated record.